UUCUGGUUAAUUACGCAAUGUCCUGUGGUGAUGGUGCAAAUUCAGUGGCCAUUAUAAGCAAGAGGUCAAGUCAAAAGACUAUAGGGAGUCUAUAUAAUACCAGUUGAAGGCCUUGUCGAUUUUUGUACUAUAAUUAAUGAGUGACAGGCAAAAAGUAAAAAAGAUUGAACAAAGUUGAUUUGUUUCCAGCUCAAGAAAACCUCUCUUUUACCUCCAAAUUAACUGCCGGUCCAACGUUUUUGGCUCUGAACUGAUUCCCAGCUAAAAGCCUAGGAAAUACACGUGACAUGUGCCACAUUGCCACAUUGCCACACCUCCCGAGUUCACUUCCUGUUAGUCAAGUUUAUGAGGCAGAGCUAGAGCUAGAGAUAGAGCAUAUGCAGAGCUUGUCUAAGGUAUCACAAAGAGGAGAAGUGCCUUCAAAAGUUCAGCUAAGGAUGUCAUCUAAUAGUCCAAGUCGAGUGGUGGCUUACCUCCCCAGUUUGUCGACCAUUCUCCAGCGACUACGGGCCACCUCGACCACCCCCUCAUCUCUAGGCUCCACCCUCUUCCCCUCACACACACCCUCACUACCACAACCAACCACCCACACCACUGCAGCUAGUUCAUCUGAUUCUCUUCACUUCCCAACACCGCUACUCCAUUUUCAGUUGCACCCACAGUACCCGCUUCCAGGGGGCGCAUCAAUCCCUUCUUUGACCACACCCACCAUACAACCGACGGAUGAAGCAACAAACGAAGAGCCAACGUUUCUAACUGUAAUUAGGGAAAAACCGCAGGGCACAGUAGAGAUGUUGAUACAAGAGUGUCCCCCAUCAUUGCUCAAAGGUUUUAUGAAGCUAUUUCCCAGCUUGGAAUCGAAAGGGUUAACAGUGAUAACUCUAUGUCAGAGAACAAAGAACGACAUGACAUCUUGGUCGGCAGAAGUGGAAAGCGAAAGAGAUUCACUACUGGAACAUUUUGUAGACAGUGCUAAGGAGAUCUGUGCCAGACUAACAGGGGCCAACCUCUGGGCUGACUUCAUCGAGCCUGCCUCUGGAAGAGCCUUCUACAGUGCGUACACACACGACACGUUGUUUGAAACUGACGAGAGACUUCGCUAUCUCGGCUUUGACAUUGACGAUCUGGGCUGUUGUAGGUGCGUCUACCAUCCGAUAUGGGGUGCUUUUGCCUUCGUGGGAAUCAUCUUCACUGAUGCCUCCGCCAGCUCACCAAUUCUAAGAAGUAUUAUGGAACUCUAGAAAUGCUAUAUAGACUUAUAGCUUCCCAUUUUAUGCUUUAAAGGUAUAGAUGUACACACAUGUACGUCGUAUAGAUAUAGUUAUGAUUUGUGCAUUUUGGCAUUGUGUGAUGAAUGUUUGGUUAUGAGGAGAUCUUCUCCUGUGCUCCUGGUAAUAUGAAAAUUAAUUGGUAAA
Halichondria panicea is the source of this 1415-nucleotide messenger RNA. RefSeq names its product cobalamin trafficking protein CblD-like. Bases 288 to 1241 code for a protein of 317 amino acids. NCBI's taxonomy places the organism in Eukaryota, Metazoa, Porifera, Demospongiae, Suberitida, Halichondriidae. Gene Ontology annotation, biological process: cobalamin metabolic process. The transcript has 7 exons. The record is from RefSeq and is a predicted model, not a curated record. Gene Ontology annotation, cellular component: mitochondrion.